UUCAAACCGAUCUCAAAUCCUCCAAUUCCUAGCUAGCACUCAGAGAGACGAAGGUAAUCAUGGGAAUCAUAGACCAUAUUUCAGAUUUAUUUACUGUUUCAACCACAAGAAAGAGCAAAAGAAAACCAAUGCAGACAGUUGAUUUGAGGGUGAAAAUGGACUGCGAUGGAUGUGAACGAAGAGUCAGACACGCUGUUUCCUCCAUGAAAGGUGCAAGAUCUGUGGAGGUAAACAGGAGUGAGAGCCAUGUAGCGGUAACGGGGUAUGUGGAGGAGAAAAAGGUAAUUAAAAGAAUAAAGAGAUGUGGGAAGAGAGCAGAGGCGUGGCCCUAUGUUGAAUAUAAUCUCACAUAUCAUCCCUACGCACCGGGUGCUUACGAUAAGAAAGCUCCUUCUGGUUUUGUGAGAGAUGUGGAUCAAGCUUAUCCUUCACCCAAUGAGCUCAAAUACGCCACUUUUUUCAGUGAUGAUAAUGUCAAUGCAUGCUCUAUUAUGUGAAUCAAUAUUCUAUCUUCCAUUUUUAUAAUUUACUUACUUUCGAAUAUUGGUGUCUUGUCUAUAUAUGUCUUUUCGGUGUUUCAUAUAUAGGGUUUUUCA
Messenger RNA from Salvia hispanica, 596 nucleotides. RefSeq names its product heavy metal-associated isoprenylated plant protein 20-like. Gene Ontology annotation, molecular function: metal ion binding. Lineage: Eukaryota; Viridiplantae; Streptophyta; Magnoliopsida; Lamiales; Lamiaceae. The record is from RefSeq and is a predicted model, not a curated record.